UGCAAGUCGCCCGUCGGUAAAGCUUGCCCCCUUUUCCCUCUGCCAGCCCAUACCGUUGCAAGUACUGUGUACGGCAACUGUCCACACUUCUGGCCACACUGCUAGAAGAUCGGGCAGUUCAAGUCCACCCCAAUCUGGGCGCUGUUUCAGGACAAUUGCCUUCCCCAAUAACACCUUCUAGCCUACAUGCACCACAGGCAUAAGUCACACACCACAAUGGCUGCAAGCGCCCCGCAUGCCUGUGCAAAAAAAGGGUGCAAGAAGCAUGCAGAACGUAUUGCCUCGGUACGUACAUUACAAUCUACCAUGUCAGGUGGCUCAGAUGGUUAUGGUCGUUUUACGAUGCCCUGACGAACAAGGAGCACACCUUGCUCUGCCGCGCCAAGUUCUCACGCGUCUGACCUGCUACCGGCUCGGCUCUGCACGAUUCCGCCACAGAGUGAAGCGUCAUCUGAUGGUAGGGCGACGACCUGAGGGGAAGAUGGGAUGCCCGUGUGCAGGGAUGAACCAAGGGCAAGGCGACUGCACGAAGCUUCUUUUGCCUCACCUUUUCACUUUCAAAGUGCGAAACAGACGCCGUUCCCCGCCAUCGAAACCUUCCACUGCCACGCGACGUCAGCCGUCCCUGCUAAGGUGCACAUGGCUUCUCCACAGAUGGGUUUUCCAUCGACAAAAAGGCCCCAAAGUUCAGCCAGAGCGUCGGUAGCGUCCGACUCAGUCGCGCGACCGCAACGCUUCCCCGGCCUUUGCUCGCCCAGCCGCCGCCCGCACCAACGGAGGGAAUUUGAGACAGAGGGCCGUUCGCCUUGGAAGCUUAGUGCAUGGCGGCCUGAACUGCGUGGGGCUUGCCUUCCCGAGGGUAUAGGGAGGUAGAGGGAAGAUGACCCGAAUCGGAAUUGGAUCAUCACGCUCGCCUUGUUGCCGUCCCUGGACAU
Messenger RNA from Canariomyces notabilis, 935 nucleotides. RefSeq lists its product as uncharacterized. The transcript has 3 exons. Bases 236 to 706 code for a protein of 156 amino acids. Lineage: Eukaryota; Fungi; Ascomycota; Sordariomycetes; Sordariales; Chaetomiaceae. The record is from RefSeq and is a predicted model, not a curated record.